Molecule: messenger RNA, 327 nt
Organism: Durusdinium trenchii
Lineage: Eukaryota; Dinophyceae; Suessiales; Symbiodiniaceae
Source: the annotation of a GenBank genome assembly
AUGAUCGCCCAGGUGCUUUAUUUGCAUGGCCCUGGCUCCAAUCAAGCGAUGGCGGAAAAGCAAGUUCAAGCAGUCUUUAAGAAUCUCAAAUGGGUGGUGGACUUUGAUCUCUUGGAGUGGCACUACUUGGAGGGCACCAUCAAUCAGAAAUUGGAAGAGAUCCAUUGGGACCCGGCCGUGCAAAAGAUCUUUGCACCCUUCGGACGGCCUUGUGGAGACUCCUACGAUGGUUAUAUGAGCUACUUGAAGCUCUUAGAUGAAAGCCAUCAGCAAGAAACCUGGCUGGGCCCAGAAGAAAAGGAAGUUGGUUCUGGUGCCUCGGUGUGA